GCCGUGUCAGUUUUCAGCAGGCAGUCGCGGCGGCGGGAGUCCCUUCCUCAACAAGCACAAUGGCGAAGAAGGGCAAGAAGGGAAAGAAAGGCAAAAAGGAGGAGGCGCCGCCUCCGGAAGAGCCGUCCGAAUACGACACUAUGGACGUUGAAAUGCUGAAAGAAGUCACUCAAAUGCUGCGGCAACAGCUCGACAAAUCUCAAAUUGAUCGGAAUUACGUCCAACACGAGCGGGACACCAUUCAAUCGUUCUACGACAUCAGUCGCCGUGAAGUGGAAACCCACGACAUGGAAAUCAUGGGCAAGGACCGCGAAAUGGAGAUGAUGGAGGACAACCACCGCGUGGAAGUGCGGGUGUACAUUCAAAAGGUGAAACAUUUGGAGUACGAGCACAAGAACAACUUGAAGCGCGUCAAGACGGACGGCCUGUCGCACAUCGACGAGGAAGGCGACAUGCAUGUGCACCGGGAACACAAACUCAAGGGGGCAAAACAGAGUUUGAAGCUCGAGUUAAAGGAGCGCGAACUGAGCAACGAGGACGAGAUCGAGCAGAUGAAGCAAUCUCACGAGAAGAACUUGCUCAAGUUGCGCGAGCAGUUCGAGAAGAACAACGCCGCCCUCGAAGAGCGACUGCAGUGCCGACUGGAGCAGCUCCAAGAGGACUUGGAGUUGCGGCGCAAGGUGGACAUCCACGAAAUCGAAGAGCGCAAGAACUUGCACAUCAACGACCUGAUGAAAAACCACGAGCGGGCGUUCACCCAGAUGAAAAACUACUACAACGACAUCACAAAGGACAACUUGCGGCUCAUCGAUUCGUUGAAGCGGGAGAUCAGCGACAUGAAGAAGAAGGCGGCGGCGAACGCGAAACUCAUGCACGACAUCUCGCACGAGAACAAGCGACUGAGUGAGCCGCUGGCGGCGGCAGUGCAGGAAGUCGAGCGGCUCAAGCACGGGCUCAAGGACGAGCAGAAGGACCGACUGAGUCUGCGCAAUGCGAAUGCACGGCUGGUUCUGCUGGAGAAGCAACUGGUGGAUCUUCGAAAGAAGCACCAGAGUCUCACGCAGGCGUACAAGACGAUGGAAGCAAAUAGGAACGCGCUGUACGACUCGUUCGAACACACGAUUCACAGUGUCCAAACCAAAUGUGAGUACAAGAACUUGGUGCUGGAGCAGCGAUUGAGUGCCUAUGGCGAACAGCACAACAAGAAGCAGGCGCAGCUGGACGAGAUACUCAUGGCGGCACACCUCGAAGGCGGCGAGGUGGCGCGGGUGACCGAGAAGCUCGACACGCUGCUCACGACCAAGAAUACCAAGAUCCGCGACCUUCAAUACCAAGUGGCCAAGGCCAGCAAGGCUUACAACGACGCCCUGCGGACGUACGAGAGCAAAAUGCGCGACUUUGGCCUGCCAGACGAAGACAUCCGAACCCUUGGGUUCAACCCGUUGCUCACUGCGACCAGUGUCGGGCCAGCAGGGCUGUUGACAAAAUAAACAUCACAGAAUGGAAAUGUCUCUCGUCUCAA
This is a messenger RNA of Aphanomyces astaci, 1522 nucleotides long. RefSeq lists its product as hypothetical. Gene Ontology annotation, biological process: cell motility. Gene Ontology annotation, molecular function: microtubule binding; small GTPase binding. The transcript has 6 exons. The record is from RefSeq and is a predicted model, not a curated record. Gene Ontology annotation, cellular component: Golgi apparatus; motile cilium; microtubule. Bases 60 to 1490 code for a protein of 476 amino acids. Lineage: Eukaryota; Oomycota; Saprolegniomycetes; Saprolegniales; Verrucalvaceae.